UGAGAAGUGACCAAUGAAAAUCGAUUAUUUUAAAAACUGACCAAUGGGAACUCUCACUUCUUAUGCCAUUGUAGACGAUCCAUUAGCUUAAGAAGAAAAGGAAGUAAUACAUAACCUGCGAAUUGACGUGCAUACACACAUUGUUGCUGCUAUGUAUUAGAUACUAGACUAAUCAAUGUACAGAAGAAUUUGGGAAAAUGGCACGAAAUGCAGAGAAGGCUAUGACAACGCUUGCUCGUUGGAGAGCAGCGCAAAACAAUGAAGGAACAAAGAAAGAACAGGAACGAAGGCCAUAUUUAGCUUCAGAAUGUAGGGAUUUACGUAAGGCCGAGAAAUGGAGGAUGCAAAUAAUCAGAGAAAUUGCCAAGAAAGUCGCUCAAAUUCAAAAUGCUGGGCUCGGCGAGUUCCGCAUUCGCGAUUUAAAUGACGAGAUUAAUAAAUUGCUUAGAGAAAAGCGACACUGGGAAGCGCAAAUAAAGGAAUUAGGUGGGCCUGAUUAUUCCAGAGUCGGCCCUCGCAUGUUGGAUCACGAAGGACGCGAGGUUCCUGGUAAUCGAGGUUACAAAUAUUUUGGUGCUGCCAAAGAGUUACCGGGUGUCAGAGAAUUAUUUGAACAGGAGCCACCGCCACCCCCUCGGAAAACUCGCGCGGAAUUAAUGAAGGACAUCGACGCGGAUUAUUAUGGUUAUAUGGAUGACGAUGAUGGCAUUUUAGUACCACUGGAACAGAAAGCCGAACAAAAAGCGAGAGAAAAGUGCAUCAACGAAUGGAUAUCGCGCGAAAAGGAACCGGGAACCGACGUUGAAACAACGGCGCAGAAAUCAAUUCCCUCGCAGCAAGACAUUCAAGAAGCACUAUUGGUUAGGAAGAAGAAAGAACUGCUAGAAAGAUAUGGACUAGAAUAAAGUCGAAACUGCAGUUUGCUAAACAAUAAUCUGACCUCAAAUUUAGGUAGUGAUAAUAAAUUGAAACGUUUAUUGAUCUAAUUAUCUAACUUUUGUACAUACAUGCAUGAGCAAAGAAAAAUAAUGUUACUCUUGUGUUACAUAAUCUUAUUGCAAAUAGAAAAUAUCAUCGAUGAUUAUCAUUAAUUUUGUUUAUAAUUUUAGAACAUUUCGCUUUACUAUUUAUAUAAACAUAUAUCUCUUAAUUUGUAAACAUGUGUAAAUGUUCUUUCAUGAAACUAUUGAGUUGUAACUUAUAUUCGUCCUGUUGUUUUUAAUGAAAUGUAUGUUACAACCCAUAUUAUUAAAAAUACUAAAAAAAA
This is a messenger RNA of Ooceraea biroi (clonal raider ant), 1267 nucleotides long. RefSeq names its product pre-mRNA-splicing factor ISY1 homolog. Gene Ontology annotation, biological process: generation of catalytic spliceosome for second transesterification step. NCBI's taxonomy places the organism in Eukaryota, Metazoa, Arthropoda, Insecta, Hymenoptera, Formicidae. The record is from RefSeq and is a predicted model, not a curated record.